This is a messenger RNA of Betta splendens (Siamese fighting fish), 2360 nucleotides long. RefSeq names its product coiled-coil domain containing 82 (gene ccdc82). The transcript is spliced from 2 exons. NCBI's taxonomy places the organism in Eukaryota, Metazoa, Chordata, Actinopteri, Anabantiformes, Osphronemidae. The record is from RefSeq and is a predicted model, not a curated record. The coding region runs from base 405 to 1115 and encodes 236 amino acids.
UUAUUUAUUUAUUACUUCCAUUUUACGUUAAACCCUCCUUCGCUUCGGGUCAGUGCGCGUCUCCGCCGCAGGGGGCGCUGCGGGCGAGGACUGUAAUGCAAUGCUGAGGAAUCAGGCUGGAAUAACAACACACCGCGGCGGGACCUGAAUCUACGACAUGUCCGCAUUUUGAGUCUCUGCUAAAACCCGAGUGAGGACGUUCCGCACGAACAUAGUCGCCAUCGCGCAACGAGCGGAGACGCGCUGCUGCGCUGCGUGUUGGAACCAGGCGUGCGGAGGGAGCGGAGCGGAGCGACGCGGCGGCGGGAGCCUGUUAGCUGCACCGACACUUUGUUUCCCCCCAGUCCGCUUCUCUGCGUCGGGGUUCUGUUUCAUGUCACUGGUCCACGGCGCCGCGUGCAGACAUGGAGAGUUUGUACAAGCGGAAGAUGUUCGCGUCCAUGCGCAAAACCAAAGUGGACGCGUCGAAGAAGCGGCAGAUCGGCCUGCCCGCCUCCAUACUGGACGACAGUGACGAAGGCUCCUUCUCGUCGUCCUCCUCCUCGGGGUCUCUGUCAGACUUCCAGAGCUCCCCGGAAGACGACAGCGAGCAGGACUACCGGGAGCGGAGCGAGUCCGGGGCCACGUCCAGCGACGACAGCCGCUCCGUGACCCGCCGGAAGCGCUCGUUCCUGGGGGGAGACGACAGCUCGUCGUCGUCCAGCGCCGCGGACGACGACGAGGAGGAGGAGGACGACGGCGGCAGCCGGCCGAAGAGGACGGCGCAGCCCAAGAAACGGAGCCGGCUGCAGCGGCAGGACGAGUCGGACUCGGACCAGGCGGAGGAGAAGCGGAGGGACGAGGCGGAGAAGGCGAAGAGGAGGCAGAGGCACAACAAGCUGCUGGCGCUGUCCCGAAGGAUGAAGGCCCGCGUCCCGAACCGGAGGAGGAACCGCCUCAAGCAGGGUGCAGGGGACGAUGAAGACUCCAAAGAAGGAAAGGACAAAACCGCUGCUGCUGCUGGCGGCGACGCCGAGGACAGAGGAGAAAACGGCAGCAAGGAGGAGGCUGCAGGAGGCGACGGAGGAGGGAGAGAGGAGGACAAAGAGGAGCAGGAGGAUGAGGGGAAGAAGUAGAGGAACAGAGAAGCAGAAACAGAAAGUCACAGACGUUGUUUGAAAAAGACUCACAAUUGUGCGUUUUCCCCUGUGGAAAACAAAAACACUGAGAGCUGGUGUUCCAAUGUUAGACGUACCUUGUUCCUAUAGGAACAGACUUUGGCGAUGGAGAGGGAAUUGGGUUUCUAGCAUAUAAAAACCUUUGAUUUGUACCUAUUCUAUUUAUUUCUUCCUGUCUAACGGAGGCAUUGCUGCAUUUAAGUGCUUGUGUAUUGGACUGAAAUAAUGUCCCUAAUCAAUCAAACUUUGCUCUCUUCAUAUUUCCUUAAAUUUUUUUCCCUUCUAUCUUCCUCUCAUCUUGCCUUUCUUUACUUUUGUGUAUAUGCACAAUCGUGAGUUUAACUAAAUUUAUGAGUAAAUGUUAUCCCUGAUCAUUUAUCAUCUGAAGUUUACACUCUGGUGAAUAUCAAAGUGAGAUGUCAGCUGCUGCAAGAACAGCUGAGAGCUUAAAGGUUUCAGGCUGCUCCGUUCUAACCAAAGCAGGGAUGAGGUCUUAAACCAGAGAAAAUCACCUUCAAAACAUAUAAUCUUGUAAAAUGGCAGAGUCCCUCUAUGGGAUAAAAAUCUCUACUGGUGAACCCAAUGAUGUGACAGAUGCUGUUGAUGCAUUACCUGAAUAUUUGCAUCAGUGAAAAAAUUAUUUAGCAAAGCUACAGAAGGACACUAUGUUGUCUAUGUGCCUCUGUGUUUAACGGCAAUUAGACCCACAGUUUUAAUGUGACAGCAUGUUUGGCAUAAAGUGGUUGUAUCCUAAUACAAAGAUCUGGAGAAAUCAUUCAAUAAUGGACAUUAUAAAUGAACUAAUUUACUCCCAAUCUUUUUGAGGUUUUUGAAGACAGUUGCUACGAUUGUUAUCACACAAAUCACAGAUCUUGGAUCUGUGUUGUCACAUUCAGCCCUUGACCCAAAAAACAUUUUUAUGCACAGCAUGAAUUUUGUUCAUGGAUUUUUAUAUGGCAAGAAAGAUUGAUUUAAUUAUGUGUACAUUACUCUUUAAGAGCCUUGUGACAUUUUUAUCCAACAGCAGUAUGUUACACAGUAACAUGAGAAUACACACACAUCAUAGUUACAUUUCAGUGUUGUGUAUUUAAUUGUUCCCCAGUGUAUUUCUGGUCUCUUGUUGCUCUAUAUUGCUCUUUAGACAAAGCUUCCCUGCUGGAAAUGUCUGCUUUAUUAAUAAAGUGUCUUUUUUUGACAAGCAAA